AUCAUCGCAUGCAUCGCAUGGUAAAGACGUAAAGUCCGUGUCAAAGUUUGAUGUUUGACUUGUAGUGUUGACAGUGCGUUGUAGGGGGGCCUUGUCUGAGUGCUGUGAAUAAACAUUAUUGUGAUAUUAAUUAAGACAACAUGGAGACGUUCGUAAAAGACUUCUUGUUAACAGAACAAUGCUUUGAUGAAUUUUUCGUUAAAGCCAACUUUCUACAUGUGGCAUGUCUGAAGAUGCUCAUUAGCAAAUGCCUUGGAUAUCUGAUUAUUCUCGGAGCUGUCAUAGUGAAACUGCCACAGAUUAUAAAGAUUUGGAGUGCAAAAAGUGGAGAAGGUGUGAGCUUUCUGAGCCAGAGCUUAGAGCUAGCUGCUGUUACUGCUACAGUUUCAUACAGUUUUGCCAACAAAUUCCCGUUCAGUGCGUGGGGAGAAGGAUUUUUCCUAAUAUUGCAGACUUGCACCAUCUGUGUGCUAGUGCUACACUAUGGAGGAAAGCUGGGUAUUGCUGUGGUGUUCAUGCUGGCAUACAGUGCAGUUCUCAGUCUGAUGUUGUCCGGCUUAGUACCUAUCAACAUCCUGUGGAUAUUCCAGUCGUGUAACAUAGCCAUAGUCAUCGGCAGCAAGCUUGUGCAGAUAUUGAGCAGUUACAACAAUGGUGGGACGGGUCAGCUUUCCGUCAUCACCUUCUCCCUGUUGUUCCUCGGCAGCAUCGCGCGCAUCUUCACCUCCAUCCAGGAGACUGGAGAUAACCUCAUCAUACUUAUUUACGUGCUUGCGACGACGCUGAACGGCGUAAUAUUCGGCCAGGUUUUAUAUUACUGGAACGCGCCAGUGCCGUCUACAAAGACUAAAAUCCAGUAAUGGGAUUUUGUGAUUGUUAAUAUGGCAAGUGGUGCUGGGGGAUGAAGCCAUUUUUUCGAAUCGCUACGCACAAAUGUUGUUAAAUAAUUUACGUUUAUUUGCUGUGAAGUUUUAUCUUUGCUGUAAUGAUGUUCGAGUUGUUUUCGGCGUAAAACAACACUAGGUGGCAGCACAUACACAAUCACAUUCCAUGUAUGUUACUUUGCUCUGCUUUCACGCAUUGAUCACCUUCCUAGCUGCUUGCAUGUUUUUAAUCCACAAGUUCAAAUUAGAAGAUGGCCUGUUCAUUCAUUACGUUUUAUUAUUAUUUAAAUAUAUCGCCAAUUAAAUCAAUCAUUUGUUAUUAAACAAAAUUGGAAGUGUAAACGUGAUCAUUAGUACGCGAUAAAAAAUAUUACUACCAAAGUACCAUGCACAAAAUAUUAAUUGAUUAAAUAUUAUUUGUUAUCUUAUAUCACAAUUAUAAAUAUAACUAUCAGUAGUAGAGUGCCUGUUGAUCUUUUCUGUUUUUGUUCAUAUAUUGCUCUUCUUAUUUUCCAUUCUCAGUCAGAAAUUCUAGAGUGCAUGUUGCUCACUGGCCUUGUUUACAGAAGAGAUAUAAGGUCAUAAUUUGUUUAAACAAAGAAAAACUUACCAUGAGACUUCAGACAUAAUAUAUGCUAAGAGUUAUUAAUGCUCGUGGCAAAUACUGCAAAAACAUUUCUUUUUACUUUUAGGCUAAGGAAUCUAAUCUAAUGUAAUCUAGUCAUUGUGAUGAAAUGAAACGAAACGAAUUCAAAGAGUGAAAUAAACAUUUUCGUGUGGAAAUUAA
Priapulus caudatus is the source of this 1671-nucleotide messenger RNA. Its product is annotated as mannose-P-dolichol utilization defect 1 protein-like. The record is from RefSeq and is a predicted model, not a curated record. The coding region runs from base 141 to 860 and encodes 239 amino acids. Lineage: Eukaryota; Metazoa; Priapulida; Priapulimorpha; Priapulimorphida; Priapulidae. The transcript is spliced from 5 exons.